AUGAUGCGUCUGGUUAAGCCGGAUACUUUGAAGCCGCAAGGGGUGCCGUUUCUUCCUGUUUUUGAUUCUGUUGGGAAACUUGUUUCUGAUCUGAGUGAAAAACUUACAACUGAAAUAAAAGUUCUGUCUACUCCACCGUCUAAUGAGAAAGGUUUGAACUUUUUUGGACUCUUUAAAUUUUAUUUUUUAGGUUCUAAAGUUAUUGGUUAUGAUUUUGAUGCUAAUAAAGAGGGGUCUAAUAAGGAAUUGACUGAUGUAGAAAAGUUCGAGAUUUUGGAUGGACUUGAUCUUUUGUUACCAGAACAACGUGAAGGGUAUGAAAUUUCACUUAUUAUUGCUGCUUGGAAGGAGGACGGUGACGCAACUCCAGCUAAACUUGAUUUGACUAAUUUAAAGCCAGUUGUUUUGCGUGAAAUUCUUGCGUACAUUCGACAUUGUUUGUCUUUUCAAAGAGGGGCUCGUUUUUGUCGUCGUCUUCACUCUGUUGGGGCAUCCAAUUGUCAUCGUCACUCUCUAGGCAAACAUUCGCAUCAUCACCGUCAUCAGUCUCAAAAUCCGAUCUUGGCUCAAAAUCCGAUGGAGGCAACUGGUGGCCAUCGUCCACAUCAUCACCAUUCUUGUCAUCGACGCCAUUACAGACGCAAUCUGCCCCCGGUCGUUGACAAUGUUGUGAAUACUUCUCCAAAAUUCUCAACAAACACAACAACUUCGGUAGCUAGUAGUGGGACUUCAAAUGCGCCAAAUUCUAAUGUUUUGGCUGAUUUUGGUAAUGUUGGGUUUCGUGUUGAUCGACGUCAUAAGAAAUUGAUUGACAAGAUGAAUAAAAAGUGCAGCAAAUUACAGGCUGAGGAACAACGUCUUCGUGACCGCGCUUUUCGUGCUCUUCAUCGUUUCAAAUGUGUUAAUUCUGUUGCUUAUCCUUGCGAAAAUAAUGUCAAACAACCAAAGGAAAGCAAAGUGAAUGCACCACAGAAUAAUGGAGUCGGUAAUAAUAAUGAGCAGCAACGCCAACCAUUUGAUGAUGACCGUGUUGAGUAUUUGAAGCAAAUUGGUGAAACUGUUCAACGUGCUCUUCUUAAUUUUGGAAUUGAUUGUGAGGCAAAUGUUCAAGAUGGUCAGGGUAAUAUUCGAGCACAUUUGGCUUUUCCAACACAGCAAAAUGUUUCAGUCUCAACUGCUCCAGUUAAUAAUAACGUUAAAAAUGUUUUGAAUCCAGAAGUUCAUCAAACACCUGCUGGGGUUGUUGAGCGUCAGCAAUUGCUUACCAAGAAACAAGAAUCAACUAAAAAGCAGCCAGUUAAACCUGUUAAUAAGGAAAUGAAUCUUAAUAACUCUAAAGCUUUUGGGCAUGGAAAUUUGGGAAUGGGCCAGAGUAAAAUUGCAGCUGAACUUCAAGCCGAAAAUGUUAAACUUCAAGUCGAAGAAAAAAAAUUGGCUGAAGCUCGCAAGGAUUUGUUUGCAAUGCUGGCUGAAAAAUUCGAGGCUAGUGGUGUUGCUAACAGUAAGUCUUCGCCCAUAUCAAUUCAAGGUUUACUAGCAACGCUUAAUUUUCCGGAUGUUGCUGUUGAUGAAAUUUGGGUAAACCUUUAAAUGAGCUUCAGAAUGAACUCAAAAAAAUGGCUGAGGGUCAUAAGGAUAUUUAUGGAUGGCUUGGUGAACAUUUGAGGGCUAAUGGUGCCAAGUCAAUGUCAAAAUCAUUUCAAUGUUAUCUGGAAAUUCUUAAUUUUCCAUAUGUUAAUGGUAACAAUAAUCAACCUGGACAACGACAAGAACAGAAAGCUGUCAAUUCUGAGACACCAAAAAUUGAAAAUAUUAACAAAAAUAAUGCUGAGGAUCAAAUGUCAUCGUUACAAGAAGGGGCGUCUUCUACAUCUAAAUUAAUUCGAAAUUUGAGUCAACUUAAUUUGAACGAUGUGAAUCAAGACAAAAAUGAAGAAAUUAAAGAGAACAAGAAGGAAGAGAUGAAUUUG
Messenger RNA from Meloidogyne enterolobii, 1970 nucleotides. NCBI's taxonomy places the organism in Eukaryota, Metazoa, Nematoda, Chromadorea, Rhabditida, Meloidogynidae. The record is from the annotation of a GenBank genome assembly.